Xyrauchen texanus (razorback sucker) is the source of this 737-nucleotide messenger RNA. Its product is annotated as hepatocyte cell adhesion molecule-like. The transcript has 3 exons. Lineage: Eukaryota; Metazoa; Chordata; Actinopteri; Cypriniformes; Catostomidae. Bases 12 to 737 code for a protein of 241 amino acids. The record is from RefSeq and is a predicted model, not a curated record.
GACGUGUAGAAAUGAAGAAGAUGUUUCUCGUGUUAGUUUUGCUGCAUUUCGAUGGUGUGUUUGGUGUUGAUCCAGAUAAAGUUAAGUCAGUGUCAGUGAUGGAGGGAGAUUCUGUCACUUUACACACUGAUGAUACUGAAAUACUGAGAGAUGAUGUUUUACAGUGGAUGUUUGGAGCUCAGAAUCCAGAUACUGUUAUAGCACAAAUCAACAGAGAAGCAAAUAUAACCUCAAUAAUGGACGAACAGUUGAGAUUCAGACUGCAGCUGAACGAUCAGACUGGAGAUCUCACCAUCACAAACAUCACAACCGCACACACUGGACUUUAUAAAGUACAGAUCAUCACAAACACAAUAUCAUUUAAUAUAUUCAAUGUGACUGUUUAUGCUCGUCUGCCGGUUCCUGUGAUCAUCAGAGACUCUUCUCAAUGUUCUUCAAGCUCUAAAUGUGUGUUGGUGUGUUCAGUGGUGAAUGUGACACAGGUGACUCUCUCCUGGUACAAAGGAAACAGUUUAUUGUCCUCCAUCAGUGUGUCUGAUCUCAACAGAAGUCUCUCUCUACAUCUGGAGUGUGUCGAUGAUUCUUACAGCUGUGUGAUCAACAAUCCCAUCAGAAACCAGACUAAACAUCUCAACAUUACUGAAGUCUGUCAGCCGUGUUCUUCAGGUACAACAGCAGUAAUGGACCAUGAUUGGAUGGGUCAAGUUUCUGAUCACCUUGAUGUCAGUGAUGUGUAA